UUAGUUAAGGCAUAAGCCAGGGCAGGACAAGGGAAAAAAUGAGAGCUCAUUUGCCACAUUUUGGACCUUAAUGGGCAUUACACUGCAUACAAAAACUCAGUUAACAAUCACAGAAAUAAGGCCGACAAGUCUCUUUUUUCCUCUCGAAAAGGAAAGGAGGAUUUUUCCCAUUCUCAGACCUAGUGGAGCAGUUUCCUCUCUGAGGAAAAGCUAAGUAAGAGAGCAGAAGGAGGAGAGUAAGCACACACUGGGGAACUUGUUGUUGUGGAGCUGUAGAGAAGUUGGACACCGAAACUCUGACUCUCUCAGCUGUUUCCCUCAAUCUUUCCUUGGUCAGUUUCAACACUCCUCACAGCAUGAUCAUCACUACAGCAAAGCCAUUUAAUACAUCUACAGAAAGUCAACCAGUGGACAGUACAAACAAAGCAGAGGAUAAUGGCUACUUUGAUGCCAUACUGGGAGUUGUCAUAACAGCAGUGGUGCUGGUUCUGCUGUGCUUGGUCGUGGUGGUGCUCCGGUACAUGUACCGGCACAAAGGCACGUAUCACACUAACGAGGCCAAGGGCACGGAGUAUGCCGAGACAGCCGAUGCUGCGCUAAGAAGUGACCCUGCGUUGCAAGAUGCCAUGGAUGAAAACAAGAAAGAAUACUUCAUCUGAGACAACACCCUCACAAAUAUGUUUCAGUCUGGAGCACAUCAGCUCUAAAAAUGUUUCUUGUUUUUGUUUUGUUUUUUAAACUAAAUGUAUCCAGUUCAUUUGAUGGACGAGUAGUUUAAAACUCUUUGGCAAACUGUCAAGUUUGAUCCAUAUUCUCCAAUUGUUUAAACGUAUAGUGUUUUUGUUUGGAUAAUAAUGACCGAAAUGACUAUGGGGGAGUAAGGUAGUAUUGCAUCAAUAUAUGUGUCGAUAUCAUCAUUCCCCGCCGAAAUUCAAUACUUGCAAUGGAGUGUAUUUGUAAAAACAACACUAUAUGGUAGAAAUGUCAAUAAUACAGUUCUCUUAGAAGACAAUCAAAGCUAGGAUUAUGUAGAGGGGGUGUUGAAAAAUUUGUGCCAUGGCUAUUCAAAAUACUAACCCAGGGCUGUGCAACAAGAGGAAGCUACAGAAUGUUGUACAUUCUGGCUCCAGAAUGUACAACAACAAAACAAACUCUCCAGACAAGUGUAUACAACUGUCUACCUGGAACCAAAGACUGAAGUGUCUGUUAACUAUGCAAAUGAAUCUGAAUCCACAGCACUGUCAUGCUAAAAACCAAAGAAUGAAAUUGCUUUUCAAAAGCGAACAGGGAAAAAUAUGAAACACUGCAAAAGGCACAAAAUUAUGCACCUACAACAAUCCUGAGCCUGCCAGCUAUAGUGCCUUAAACACCAUACAUUCAUGCAGACACAGACAUACACACACACACACACACACACACAUACACACACACACAGAGAGUGACAAGAAAUAAUUAUUUUUACUGCUGACCGGACUCCUAAUAUGUGAUCUAUGUGAGUGUGGCCUAAGCAUAUUCAGUGUCACUGACUGACAUGCUCAGGUCAUACUCAUAAAAUGAACUAAUUAGUCGCUCUGUGCAGCCUUUCUAUUAUGAAACAUUUUGUUUGUCAGUGAACUACUUGUAUACAUGAUGUCCAUUUGCCUGUAUGCCUAAGGCCAAAUUAUCUGGAUAUAUGCAAAAAUUCAACUCUGCUUUAUAUGCUCAAUAUUAUAUUUUUAUGUUCAAUAUUAACAUUUUAGAUGCUUCGAGACAAUCAUAUCUUUUCUUUUUUAGGUUAAUUGGCUGCCUUAAGAACAUCUUGAACAACUUAGGGUGAUGACCUGAAAAGAAAUAUUGACCCAAAGUGUUUAUGGAUCAUGGCUAAGUACUGGAUUCAGACCAACGCUGAAACUGUCCCAUUUUUGCUGAUUACCACUUACUAUUUUGCCACAGCGUGCAAUCAGAGUGCUUUUCAAAGGAUGCAAAACAAUGAGGUAUUUCUGAAUCCUUGCUAACUCAGUCUGGUUCCUUUUGUGACCAUCAGUCACAUUGAUUCAGCCAUUCUGAGACAAAUGUUUGUGAUUUCAAUGUCUCCCUUAAAAAUGCUGUCAAUGGCGUAUGAGUAACCUACGAAUAAUGAUGUCUUUCCCGAUGCCCUCGGGCAGAGCAAGCUUUACACUUAACUGUUAACUUUCUGUUUUGAGUACAAAUUGUAUAAACAAAAGUUAUAUGCAUUUGUCAGUUGUCCGCUGCCAUCAGUGUCUAAAGAUCUUAAUUCUUUGCACAUUUUCAAUUCACCAUUGCUAUAUUUUUAAACAACAACAACAAAAAAAAUGUGCCAGUGCUUGGCAAGUAAAGAUUGCUCAGUCCAAACUGAGCUAAAAUCUUUGUGAAACUGCCUGUGAUUGUCUGUGAAGUCCUUGAGUUGGAAUAAAAUGGUGAAAUACUCAUGAGAUUAA
Chanos chanos (milkfish) is the source of this 2438-nucleotide messenger RNA. It is a transcript of the gene gypc, whose product is annotated as glycophorin C (Gerbich blood group). Bases 357 to 659 code for a protein of 100 amino acids. The record is from RefSeq and is a predicted model, not a curated record. The transcript is spliced from 4 exons. Gene Ontology annotation, cellular component: cortical cytoskeleton; membrane. NCBI's taxonomy places the organism in Eukaryota, Metazoa, Chordata, Actinopteri, Gonorynchiformes, Chanidae.